Molecule: messenger RNA, 2587 nt
Organism: Gaeumannomyces tritici R3-111a-1
Lineage: Eukaryota; Fungi; Ascomycota; Sordariomycetes; Magnaporthales; Magnaporthaceae
Exons: 1
Coding region: 459-2036 (525 amino acids)
Cellular component (GO): mitochondrion; cytoplasm
Molecular function (GO): 2-dehydropantoate 2-reductase activity; NADP binding
Source: RefSeq, a predicted model, not a curated record
UUGACAGGGGCAAAAAAAUCGCAUCGAGAUAUUGUCGAUCCGAGAAAUUCCUCCUGAAAGCCCCUCCUCGACCGCAGACACAACCCGCGAUAUCGAUCCAGGCUCGGCAAACAGCAGCGUCUGCCAGAGCUGCCGCAGGAAACCAGUGCGCCAUGAGGCUUUGCUAGGCCGGCGCUGUCUGGGCUGGAUGGGACUUGGGAAUUUGCGGCUGCCCGCGCCGUUGUCACAGCGUCGCCGCCACCACCACGCUGUCUCGAAUACCAGGCAGCCGCGCAGCGCCGCGGCUGUUUGCGCGCCUAGACCCCAGACUCCUGCGAUGGAGCAGCAAUGACGCUGCGGUCGACCGGGCGGCCUCCCACCCCCAGCAUGCCUUCCCGAGUCGACCGUUCCUCACCGGCGAGAGCCUCCUCCCCCCUCUGCCGAGCUUCCACCUCCCCUUUAGCGUCCCGUCGCUGCUCAUGCCGACUCCCACCUCGGGGGCUCAAAACAUGCGCCACCUCUCCCUCAUAAAACCGACCAACCCGCCCAUAUCGCGGGGAUCCGACCCCUCCCGCCCCGCCACCUGGGAGGACUCCCUCAUCCGCGCCGUCCAAGUGGCCGCCGGGCCGGAGGUGCCCCCGAACUACGAUUUCCCGUUUGGGAUCCCCGAACUUUUGAUCCAAACCACCUACGACCCGCUUUGGGCGUACACCAACCGGCCACCCCCUGUUCCGUCCCCCGGCCCGGCCGAACACGAACGGGCCGACAAUGGUGAUGCGGGUGUGGCGCCGGGAAAUCUGGAAACAGAGCCUUUUCACGCACAAGAGCAGGCACCGACACCGUUGAAGCAGUUCAAGGACCUGAGUCCGGCUGAGAGUCUCAAGAAUCUAAAAGAUCCCAUCCAUGUUCUGUGCACAAACGUUCGAGCGAGCUACAUCGCCUUCGCCCUAUCCCACGUGAGCAACCGGGCGCCGCCAGGCCUGAUCCUCCCUCAUACGCAGAGAAAGAAGUAUCUGGAGGAGGGCCGAAGGAUUAGUGUGCUCCGGCACGACCUCUGGAACGAAUCACAUGCUCUACGGCCGGAGCCUUACCAGUCAGUGGUAUACGAGGGUGCCGAUAACCACAUCAAGCAUCUGGUGCUUACUGCACAGGCCUGCAAGACGGGCCGCUGGCUCGCAACCCUCAUGCCACGCAUAGACAGCCGUACAGUGAUAUGUCUGAUCCAGGACGGCCUAGGCGUGCCCGAGCACCUCAACGCGACCAUAUUCCGGGAUCCCAGAACACGGCCGAGAUACGUGCUGGGCCACAUGACCCACCUGCUCCGUCACAUCAGGAAGCCGCGGGACAGCCGGGACCAUUUCCGAUUCGCGCUGGGCGAGGAGGAGGAAUCGGGCGCCCUGCACCUGGCCUCCUACAUUCCACGCGAACCGGAUCAGGACUUCUUCAGCGAGGCGUCCUCGGCUGCCAGGUGGCACGGCGGCGGCGGCGAGGGCCACGGGCGGGCGCCGGCCGAAAGCUUCGUCUACGCCAUGUGGCGGGCGCCGCGGCUCAACGUGAUGAACCACUCGCUCGGCGAGUUCCUGGCGCGCAAGCUGCCAACCAUGGUGUUCCAGUCCGUAGUCGAACCAGUAUCGGCGCUGCUCGACUGCGACUACGGCGAGCUCUACCGGAGCCGCGUGGGGCUCAACAAGGUGGAGCAGCUCCUGCACGAGGCGUCGCAGGUGAUGCUGUCGCUGCCCGAGCUCUCGCACCAGCACCGCUUCCUCGACUACGUGGGCUCGCACCGCCUCCGUGGCGACGUGCUGGGCCAGCUGCGCAGCGCCGGAGCCGCCGCGACCGAGAGCGAGAUGCGCUGGCUGAUCCGAAACGCGCGACCGACCAACCUCGACUUCCUGAGCGGCUGGUUCUCGGACCGGGCUAGGGAGGUCGGCGUCGACGUGCCGCACCUCGAGAUGACGAUCGAGCUGGUCAAAGGCAAGACAAAGGUCCAGCGGAAGCGGGCCGGCGACCUGAUUGCGUUCCAGGGCCUGCCCCGGGCGAAACUCAACUACUACUAGGCACCACCGGGGUCUUGAAAUUUACAAUCAAAAGCAUUGGCGUCUCUUUUCUCACGGUUGGCGGUGUGUCGUUUUUCCUUUGGCGCUACCAGGGGGGACAGGAACGGGUCACGAGGGGUUUAAUCAUGAUCAUUUUCGGUCCUUAUCAUGGAACGCCCUGCCUUGCAGGCUGGGCGGCAAGUUGAGUAUAAAAUCGGGACUAUGUACAAAGCAGCUGCAUAUCAUAGGCGCGACAGCAAUAGAGUGUGGUUUGUAUUCCGUGUAUGCAUGCAAUCUUUUCGGCGCUGGGCCAAAACCUCAUCAUGCUCCACUACAUUGGAGCUGCUGCGCAUGGAAGACAGACAGGCAAAUUUCUACGGUCCCCAGUGCAGUUUAAAGAAUGGACUCGUCCGCCUGGUUUAGAGCCACCUGCCUACCCGGUCUUAGUAUGGAAGCCAAGCUUCACUCUACAUGGCUCUCCUGUUCACAUCCCAAGCUCAUACGCACAGUUGGAAAUCUCACCUUGACUUUAGCAUAUGCCAGCCCACCCCCCAGACUUGUGAGCUCUGUUC